Eruca vesicaria subsp. sativa (arugula) is the source of this 930-nucleotide messenger RNA. The record is from the annotation of a GenBank genome assembly. Lineage: Eukaryota; Viridiplantae; Streptophyta; Magnoliopsida; Brassicales; Brassicaceae.
AUGGGGUGGAACCGUGGUUUUGGUCGAGUCAAGGAAGAAAGAAAGAACUUGAGUUUCUUCAAGAUAUUCCAGAGUGCAGAUUUAUCUUCUGAAUCCAUGAGAGCGUUGCCUUACACAUUCAUGAAAAACGUCUCUAAGGAAGACUUCUCAUACAAGAUGGUGAUAAGAGCGAAGUGGGGAAGCUCAUGGGAAGUAGACAUCUCCAUGAACCCGAGGUUCUACUACAUGGAGAAGUCUGGUUGGAACCAGUUUGUGAGCGACAAUGCUUUGGGAGAAAACGAGUUUGUGACUUUCACUCACAAGGGACUAAUGUGCUUUGAUGUCAACAUCUACGGUCUGAGUGGCAAGGAGAUUGCUGUACCUCGAAAACCCCAGACAGCCACUCCAUUUAGUAAGAUCAAGAAAGAAGAAGAUGAGAGCUGCCACAAAGAUGUUAAGAAGGAAGAUGAAACAGGAGAGUCCAUGAGAGGAGUUGAGUUUGAAGAGAGAAAGAGGAAGAAGAGCAAGAAAGUGGAGAUAGGUGAAUCUUCAAGAGGAGCUGCGCUCAAGAAGAAGAAAGCUGAGAAGGCUAAACCAUCCAAGAAGAAGAUCAAGAUCAAGAGAAGGAAAGUGAAGAAUGGUGUUCCGGAAUUUAAGAUCACCAUAAGGAACUCAUACCUCAAGUUCCUGGCAAUCCCGAAGAUGUUUGAGGACGUGUACAUUCCGGAUGAGUCUAGGAGGUACAUGAUACAUCACUCGGAAGGAAAGGGUUCAUGGGAGGUGCUUUGCUUGGUGAGGAACACUAGGACAAUCUUCUCUAGUGGAUGGAGCAAGCUGGCACGAGAGUUUCCUUUAUCGGUUGGUGAUAGGUGUACUUUCCAUCUCGUCAAACCUAAUGAGUUUGUCCUCACCUCCAAGAAGGCCAGAGAUGAGAUCACUGUGAUCGAUUGA